ACUUGAUACCCCGAAACACUCACAAUGGCUCCCAAGAUCGCUAUCGUCUACUACUCCAUGUACGGUCAUGUCAAGACACUAGUAAGCUCCUCUAAUCAUCCGAACUUCCUCACCGUGUAGGUUCGGAUCUGUUACGACUUCGUACAGAGCCGUUCCGUACACUGCUGGUGGUCAUGAUAUCGAGCAAGCUCGCGUACUAACAGAAUCACACAGGCCGACGCUGAGCUCAAGGGCAUCCGCGAGGCCGGCGGAGACGCCACCCUCUUCCAGGUCCCCGAGACGCUCUCGGACGAAGUCCUGCAGAAGAUGUACGCGCCUCCCAAGCCCACCGACAUCCCCGUUCUGAACGACCCCUCGGAGCUCGAAGCCUUUGAUGCCGUACUCUUCGGCAUCCCCACGCGCUACGGCAACUUCCCCGCCCAGUUUAAGACCUUCUGGGACAAGACCGGCAAGCAGUGGCAGCAGGGCUCUUUCUGGGGCAAGUACGCUGGCCUAUUCAUCAGCACCGGCACGCUCGGUGGCGGCCAGGAGUCGACGGCCAUUGCCGCCAUGUCGACCCUGACGCACCACGGCUUCAUCUACGUUCCCCUUGGCUACAAGACGGUGUUCGCCCAGCUGGCUAACCUCGAGGAGGUCCACGGCGGAUCGCCCUGGGGCGCGGGAACCUUCUCCGGCGCUGACGGCAGCCGUCAGCCUACUGCGCUCGAACUCAGCAUUGCGACUGAGCAGGGCAAGGUAUUCUACGCCGCAGUGGCCAAGGCUCACCCGUGACUAGAUGGCACAUCCAAGACGGGGUCCAAGGCUGAGCAGGCUGCUCCAGCUGCCGUGGCUAAUGGCA
Molecule: messenger RNA, 838 nt
Organism: Didymella exigua CBS 183.55
Lineage: Eukaryota; Fungi; Ascomycota; Dothideomycetes; Pleosporales; Didymellaceae
Product: benzoquinone reductase
Exons: 1
Coding region: 307-771 (154 amino acids)
Molecular function (GO): NAD(P)H dehydrogenase (quinone) activity; FMN binding
Source: RefSeq, a predicted model, not a curated record